AUGAGUCCGUUCCGUGUCAGCGCCGCCGUGCUCUGCUCAGCCACGCUCCUCCUGCUAACCACCUUCCUGCCCACCCACGCCGUCAACACCACGGCGCCAUCCCCCUCCUCGUCGCCGUCCUCCUGCGAGCCGGCGGCAUGCGGCGCCCUGCGCAUCGCGUACCCGUUCUGGCUGGACGGCACGCACCCGCCGGACUGCGGCUACCGGGCCUUCCAGGUCACCUGCGACAACAACAGCACGGUCGCCCUCAAGAACUCCUUCCUGGCCUACCAGAUCGUCAACAUCUCCUACGAGGCCAGCUCCUUCCAGAUCGCCAACGGCGAUCUCUCCGACUACGCCGCCUGCGACGCCGACCGGCUCAGCGUCAACGUCUCCGCCGACCUCGGCCUCGCGCCCUUCGGCAUCAGCAAAGCCAACCGGGAGCUCUUCUUCAUGUACAACUGCACCCACACCCUCCGGCCGCCGCCGCCUGACUGGGCGCCCGUCAACUGCACGGGUGCGCCUCGAUCGUCCAGCUCGUCCGUGUUGAACCCGUUCGCCCGGCUUGCCGGCGGCUACAUGCCCGACGAAGCCUGGGCGCCAGUGCAAGGGAACUGCACCGUGUCGAUGAUGCCGGUGCUCGGGUACGCCGGCGCCGCCGGGAAGGACUACCGCCGGCUCAUGAAGGGCGGGUUCCAGCUGGAUUACACGGUGGGGGACUGCACGGCGUGCAAGCAGAGCGGCGGGCUCUGCCGGAUCAACACCACCUACGAUGGUUUCGAGUGCCACUGCGCCAACGGCGUGUCCGACCUCAUCAUCGUCUGUGACGGUAACCAACUUAACUCGAUCACAACGCCUUCAUAUAUGUGCCUGUCUUCCAUCUUCAUUUGUUUGGGAGCAGGAGGUGGUGGUAUAGUCAUUGGGUGCUUGGCCGUUUUUUUGUGGUACAACCGCAAGAAGAGAAAUGAGGCUAGAACUUCGUCAAAGCUAAUGCGGAGUGGGUCUUCUAUGCAUUCAUCAUACAGUAAAGACCUGGAGCUGGGUGGUUCUCCUCACAUCUUCACUUUUGAGGAACUUGAAGAGGCUACUGAUGGAUUCUGUGCUUCAAGGGAACUUGGUGAUGGUGGUUUUGGAACUGUUUACAAAGGAAAACUCAAGGAUGGGAGAGUAGUUGCAGUAAAACGCCUUUACAAGAACAACUAUAAGCGAGUCGAGCAAUUUCUGAAUGAGGUUGACAUCCUGUCCCGGCUUCUCCACCAGAACCUCGUCAUCCUAUACGGUUGUACGUCCCGUGUGAGCCGUGACCUUCUCUUGGUGUAUGAGUUCAUCCCCAAUGGGACAGUUGCGGACCAUCUUCACGGAUCCCGUGCGGCAGAGCGAGGCCUCACAUGGCCUCUAAGGAUGAACAUCGCCAUAGAAACGGCAGAAGCUCUGUCCUACCUCCAUGCGGUUGAAAUCAUACACCGUGACGUCAAGACGACCAACAUAUUACUGGACAACGCUUUCCAUGUCAAAGUUGCAGACUUUGGGUUAUCGCGUCUGUUCCCUCUGGAGGUCACCCAUGUCUCAACUGUUCCACAGGGCACACCGGGCUACGUCGACCCUGUGUACCACCAGUGCUACAAGCUAACCGAUAAGAGCGACGUCUACAGCUUCGGCGUCGUGUUGGUGGAGCUGAUAUCCUCAAAACCUGCCGUGGACAUGAGCAGGAGCCACAGCGAGAUCAACCUGGCGAACAUGGCUCUCAACAGGAUUCAAAACCAUGAGAUUGUCCAGUUGGUUGAUCCGGAGCUUGGCUACGACACUGACAGCGAGACGAAGAAAUCAAUAGACCGUGUGGCAGAGGUGGCUUUCCAGUGCCUGCAGCUCGAGAGGGAGCUGAGGCCAUCGAUCAAGGAAGUAGUGGAGGUUCUGAACUGCAUCAGGGACGGGGAUUGUCCGGCGAAAAACAUGAGCCAGAAUGCGUCCCUGAAGGAGGACACUCACUUGCUCAGGGGAAGCCUGCAGUUCUCGCCUGACUCAGUCAUCCAUAGAUUCCAUAGCCAGUCAACUAACCACUCGGUAGCGUCGAAUGGUAGCGGAGUAUGAUGUGCUUUGUGUUUGAUUAUGGAAGAAAAUAAGGCCGCCCUUUCUGAUCGGAUGAGUUGUAUAUAGCAUAUAGAGUUUGCUAAUGAGGUAAUUUAUCUGGGUAAUUCAGUUGUUCUCUCUGUUGGCCAAUAAGUACAACCUCAUGGUUGCAGUAACUCGGCACUCGUGAGAUUUGCAAUGAUUCAGACGGUAGGUGUAUGUACUAGGAGCAAAUUCCAGGAUAACCAUUGUAAUAUACAUAGUGAUAUUUUCAGGUUCA
Lolium rigidum is the source of this 2326-nucleotide messenger RNA. Its product is annotated as LEAF RUST 10 DISEASE-RESISTANCE LOCUS RECEPTOR-LIKE PROTEIN KINASE-like 1.2. NCBI's taxonomy places the organism in Eukaryota, Viridiplantae, Streptophyta, Magnoliopsida, Poales, Poaceae. The record is from RefSeq and is a predicted model, not a curated record. The coding region runs from base 1 to 2067 and encodes 688 amino acids. Gene Ontology annotation, molecular function: polysaccharide binding; ATP binding; protein kinase activity. Gene Ontology annotation, biological process: protein phosphorylation. The transcript is spliced from 3 exons.